Molecule: messenger RNA, 2629 nt
Organism: Trematomus bernacchii (emerald rockcod)
Lineage: Eukaryota; Metazoa; Chordata; Actinopteri; Perciformes; Nototheniidae
Gene: stau2
Product: staufen double-stranded RNA binding protein 2
Source: RefSeq, a predicted model, not a curated record
UUGCCAAUGUCGGAGGUGUAACUGGGGUCUGGCCCUGGACAAAGGAAUAGAGCAUGGCUCAAGUGAAAGUUCAGACCUCAGCAGCCCUGGCUGGUCCUGGCCCCGCCCCCGGAGCCCCCCCCCCGGCCGCGGCCAGCCCCGCAGCGCUCGGUCUGCACCCCGCCCUCAACGGCCCCCCCACCUCCGCCUGCCCCGCUCCUGCAGGCGGAUAUGGGGACGACCCUGUGUCUGCCACAUCGCCAGGCCCGCCCCAGGAGAACAUGGCAAACCCUAAAGAGAAAACUCCGAUGUGUUUGGUGAAUGAGUUAGCCCGUUUCAACCGGAUCCAACCGCAGUACAAGCUCCUCAACGAGAGAGGCCCCGCACACGCUAAGAUCUUCACGGUGCAGCUGACUCUGGGGGAUCAGCUGUGGGAGGCGGAGGGAACGAGCAUCAAGAAGUCUCAGCACUCCACAGCUGCGAAAGCUCUGGAGGAGAGCGUCCUGCCGAGGCCCGCACCCCGCUGCCCCAAAGUGGACAUCAACAGCAACCCAGGCAGUAUAACACCCACAGUGGAGCUGAACGGUCUGGCCAUGAAGAGAGGGGAGCCGGCCAUCUACCGCCCUCUGGACCCUAAACCCAUGCCCAACUACAGAGCCAACUACAACUUCAGAGGCAUGUUCAACCAAAGGUACCAUUACCCCGUCCCGAAGAUCUUCUACGUGCAGCUGUCGGUCGGGAGCAACGAGUUUAUCGGAGACGGUCGAACUCGCCAAGCAGCGAGACACAGCGCCGCCAUGAAGGCUCUGCAGGCGCUGAGGAACGAGCCCAUCCCAGAGAGACCCCCACAGAGCCCAGAGGAAAAAGAGGAGUCUGAGGAAGGAUCUGACGCCAGCAAAUCAGAGAUCAGCCUGGUGUACGAAAUCGCCCUGAAGAGGAACCUGUCUGUCAACUUCGAGGUGUUGAAGGAGAGCGGCCCCCCGCACAUGAAGAGCUUUCUGACCCGUGUCAGCGUUGGGGAGUUUUCCGCGGAAGGAGAGGGAAACAGCAAGAAGCUCUCAAAGAAACGUGCCGCUCUUUCCAUCCUGCAGGACCUGAAGAAGCUGCCCUUCAUCCCCAUCGUGGAGAAACCCAAGACGCACUACAAGAAACGCACCAAGACCAUCCUCAAGACGGGUCCAGAUUACGGGCAGGGCAUGAACCCCAUCAGCCGCCUGGCUCAGAUCCAGCAGGCCAAGAAGGAGAAGGAGCCGGAGUAUCUGCUGCUGUCCGAGAGAGGGAUGCCGCGCCGCCGGGAGUUCAUCAUGCAGGUGAAGGUGAACGGCGAGGUUGCCACGGGAACAGGACCCAACAAGAAGGUGGCCAAGAGGAACGCAGCGGAGGCGAUGCUCCUGCAGCUCGGAUACAAAGCCUCCACUGGACCUCAGAGCCCCACAGAGAUGGACAACAAAGGCUGGAACGGACAAAAGGCGUCAUUUACCGAAGCGACGAGUAACACCCAGAAAGGUUUGCUCCACCUCAGCCCGGACGUCUACCAGGAGAUGGAGGCCAGCAGGAAGCAAGGAGGAGGCGUUUCUCCGGGGAUCAACAAUAGUGGAAACUCCGGUAACUCCUACAUGACAUCCAAAGACAUGCCUCCGUACUUCAGCUCCUCGUCCCCCAGCCCCACGGCCACCAUGGCUCGAGAGAUGCUUCUGAACGGACAAACGCCCGCUAACGCUGAGCUGCACCUGAAGGGGAAGAACUGCGGCGUCAACGUGCAGCCGGCCCAGCAGCUCGACUACCUGGCCCGCAUCCAGGGCUUCCAGGUGCAGUACAGCGACGCUCAGAGCGGCAAAGACUUCGUGACCUAUCUGACCCUCUCCCCUGUGCAGAUGACUUUCCACGGCACCGGGAGCACCCUCCAAGCCAGCCAUGACCAGGCGGCUCUAAGUGCCUUGAAACAGCUGUCGGAGCAGGGGUUGGACCCGGUGGACGGAGCCAUCAAGAGCAGUGAGGUGUGUGUGCGGGAGGACGGACAUUAAACAGACUAACUCAGGCACCACCACUCAGGUCUGCACGGAUUCACAGGCUGUCGUCUAGGAGCUGAAACCCCCCCCCCCCCAAAAACCCACCCUCAACACCCCAUAACCCACAAUCCCCCUCUUCCCCCACGAUCGCCACUGUAUCCUGCAAAAACCUGUCAACAUGCAAUAGGGUGGAUGUGCACCGAGAAAAGACGACGACUAAAACACAUUAUUACUGAGUCUAUGUGAAGACAACGCUAUGUUAACACGUUUAUCGAUGAUUUCUAAAUUCAAAAGAUGAAACUCAUGAGAGAGAUGCAUGGUACUGUAUGAAAUCCAAAGGGAGACCCUGCAGAGACCCUUUGGAUUACUGUAUUAUGGUGUGGUUAAACACAAAUAUGUACGUCAUGCCAUUGAAACACAGAGGAACAUAUGAGAGGAGAAACCAACUCGCGUACAGUAGCUUAUUUUCCGGGGGUAUUAUGUUUCCGUUUUUUUUUAAUUCUUUUUAUUAAUCUAACAAUGCUUGAGUACUGUAUUUAAAAUUAACCAAUGCCAGUGCUGUGAAAGUUGUAGUUGUUGUCUUCAUAUAUAGUCACCCAGCUUACCUUUGUACGCUGACAUUAAGAUAAAAAAAAAAAACA